AUGUCUUCCGAGAAAGCGAUCCUCCCCCAGUAUGAAGACCGCCAAGUCACCCUCGAACCCAUGGAGUUCGCGCCCGAAACCACCGACACCGCCACGUGCGCCCGCUUCUCCGUCGCCUGCACCAUCCUCUCGGCGGUCCCGUGGCUCAUCAUCGGCGUCUUGGCCAAGAGCGAGCUAUACGCCGACAACGAGGAAUACAUGGGCGCCGCCCUCGUCGCCAUCCUCGCCGCCCAGCUCCUGGCGCUCAUGCUGGCCACCCUCUCCGCGCAGCUCGCCUGGCCGGAGACGCAGGUCGGCCGAUACCUGGCCGUCGGGCUCGGGCUCGGAGCCAGUACCGCUUUUGUCAUUGUGACGUACGAAUCGCCGGCCUACGCCAACUAUUAUGCGCGGACUUUCAUGGGGCUCGGCGGGUUGUAUGCGGGCUUGGCUUUUGAGGUGGCUACCGGGGCGUGUCAGCGUGGUGUCGAGUAUAGGCUGUCGACAGGGUCAUGA
Verticillium nonalfalfae is the source of this 492-nucleotide messenger RNA. RefSeq lists its product as uncharacterized. The record is from RefSeq and is a predicted model, not a curated record. Bases 1 to 492 code for a protein of 163 amino acids. Lineage: Eukaryota; Fungi; Ascomycota; Sordariomycetes; Glomerellales; Plectosphaerellaceae. The transcript has a single exon.